Molecule: messenger RNA, 870 nt
Organism: Macadamia integrifolia
Lineage: Eukaryota; Viridiplantae; Streptophyta; Magnoliopsida; Proteales; Proteaceae
Product: putative phosphatidylglycerol/phosphatidylinositol transfer protein DDB_G0282179
Exons: 5
Coding region: 169-633 (154 amino acids)
Biological process (GO): intracellular sterol transport
Molecular function (GO): sterol binding
Source: RefSeq, a predicted model, not a curated record
AAUUGGAAACAGAAAACAAUAAGCCGGAAAAGAUAAGGAAAGGGUCAAAGGGCGCUUAUCCCAUUGGAUUGUCGAUUCCUUCCUUGGUGCCACGGCUACCAACCAUUCUCUCACCAGUCAUCGCCAAACUUAAACAGAGAAGUUCUAACUUCUAAGAUCUUUGAAGCUAUGGAGCUAGUUCAGUUCAAGUUCGUCUUUCCACUUUUUUUCGCUGCUUUUCUGCUCAUCCCAUCGAUUCAAGCCAAAGAAGUUCGCUAUUGUGAUAGGAAAGGUAAUUAUGCCGUUGCAGUGUCUGAAGUUGAGAUGUCUCCAGACCCUGUGGUGAGAGGCCAGCCUGCUACCUUCAGCAUCAUGGCAUCUACAGAUGAAGCUAUCUCUGGUGGGAAUGUAGUUAUUGAUGUUUCUUACUUUGGGGUGCACAUCCACAAGGAGACCCAUGACCUUUGUGAGGAAACAUCAUGCCCGAUUUCAGCAGGAGAUUUUGUGCUUUCUCACUCACAAGUCUUACCAGGAUACACUCCACCGGGUUCCUACACACUGAAGAUGAUAAUGAAUAAUGCUGAAGGGAAUGAGUUGACUUGUGUUAGCUUUGAUUUCCGCAUCGGGAUAGGUUCAUCAGUGGCUGAUAUCUAAGUGCUGUAGGAUGGUCUGAAAUCAUCACCUGUUAGGUCAAUAUUGUAAAAAAAGAAGGAUAAAAAAAAAGAGAUAAAACUCCAGUUGGCUUUUAUGUUGAUGCAGGAACUGUACUGUGACUUUGUAUUUGAAUUUGGGUUCCAUAAUCAUUCCAUUUUGGGAUGCGAUUCCAGCUGUAUGAGAUCAUUAUUGUUGUCAUUUUAAUACUUCUAAAAAGCUAAAGGAACUGUUAUCUGA